This is a messenger RNA of Lolium perenne, 2426 nucleotides long. RefSeq names its product wall-associated receptor kinase 3. Gene Ontology annotation, molecular function: protein serine/threonine kinase activity; ATP binding; polysaccharide binding. Gene Ontology annotation, biological process: protein phosphorylation; cell surface receptor signaling pathway. Lineage: Eukaryota; Viridiplantae; Streptophyta; Magnoliopsida; Poales; Poaceae. Gene Ontology annotation, cellular component: plasma membrane. The record is from RefSeq and is a predicted model, not a curated record.
UGCGCACCUAGCAUUAUGACCACACCCUCGCACUCGAACCUUUCCCAGCUGCCGCCAAUGCUCCUCAUUCUCCUCCUUGCAGCAGCAGCUGGGUCUGACUUGAUCAUGUUCCAGACUGCCGCUGCUGAGAUUGCGCUUCCGGGUUGCCCCGAUAAGUGCGGUGACGUGAGCAUCCCCUACCCCUUCGGCAUGGGGAAGGCCGGUUGUUUCCUCCCAGGCUUCGAGGUCACCUGCAACACCGCCGUCCAGCCGGCUCGCGCCUUCCUCGCCUACACACCAGGAGAUGAAAACGCAACACACCACGAGAAGAGGAUCAUGGGCAUGGCGGGCGCCACUCCCGUGGCGUCCGACAACAUCACAGUUGAGCUUUUGCCAGUGGAGCUGAUGGAUGUAUCAGUCGGGAAGGCCGAGGCACGAGUGUACUACGGACUCAGUUCAUACUGCCGCACCAGUCCAGUUGAUCGCACCAUAAAAAGCCCCAUAAUGGUUUUGGAGGAAAAGGGGCCGUUCCUCCUGUCGGUGACGCGCAAUGUACUCGUUGGCGUGGGAGCGUGGCGAGUCGAAGUUAUGUUUGUGAGCGACUUGGCCAUGACCGAUAACAUGUCCGACACGUUCAUUCUCUACUGCCUUUCAGAUAUCAAUGGACACGUGCAGUAUGCCACCAAUGGGUCGUGCGGUGGGCGCGGCUGCUGCGAGGCUGUCAUGCCCCCGGACACGGUCCCACAAACCAGGUUCGCCCCGCUGGUGAACCCUCAAGAAGACCCCGACUACCGGAAGGAAAUCAACCCGUGCUCCUAUGCCAUGCUGGUGGAGAAAUCAUGGUACAACUUCUCUACCACAGACUUGUCUGGCUAUGAGGGGAUGUCCAACAAAUUCUCCAGGGGUGUCCCCCUGGUGAUCGACUUCGCCAUCAGGACAGGUACGUGUCCGGCAGCAGGCCAGCAGCCACCCAAAGGCUAUGCGUGCCUUAGCAGAAACAGCUACUGCGGCAACGCCACCAGCGGAGAAGGUUACAUUUGCAAGUGUGACGAGCAUUACGAUGGAAACCCAUAUGUCCCCAACGGAUGCCAAGACAUCGAUGAGUGCAAGCUUCAUGAGAAGUACAACUGCUCUAAUGGUGGAACCUGCAAGAACAGGCUUAACGGCUAUGACUGUCCAUGCGGACCCGGAAUGACCAACAAAGGAGGAAAAUGCACGGAGAUAUUUCCCACAGUAGCAAAGGCAGUUGUGGGUGCGGUAGCUGGUCUCCUUGUUCUGGCCCUUCUAUCAUUCAUUAUCAUUCUUCGCAAAGAGCGUCGGAAGACAAAAGAAUUCUACCGUAAGAAUGGUGGGCCAACAUUAGAGAAGGCUAAAAUGAUAAAGAUUUAUAAAAAAGAGGAUCUCAAGCAUAUUUUGAUGAGCAGCAAUGUAAUUGGAAAAGGUGGUUUUGGUGAAGUUUUCAAGGGAUUUGUUGAUAAAGUAGAAGUUGCAGUAAAGAAACCAAUAACCGGUAAUUUGCUAGAGAGCGAGCAGUUUGCAAAUGAAGUCAUCAUCCAGUCUCAAGUUAUCCAUAGGAACAUUGUUAGGCUCUUAGGUUGUUGCCUAGAAGUGGACACCCCCAUGCUAGUGUACGAGUUCAUCUCCAAAGGUAGCAUGGACGAUAUUCUUCAUGGGGAGGGCAACAAGGAGCCUCUUAACUUGGACGUGCGUCUAAGGAUUGCUGCAGAAUCAGCACAUGGUCUAGCUUAUAUGCAUUCACAAGCACAUAUAAAAAUUUUGCAUGGUGAUGUGAAGCCAGCAAACAUUCUCUUGGAUGAGAACUUCGCGCCGAAGAUCUCAGACUUCGGCAUAUCAAGGUUGAUUGCGAGAGACAAGGAACAUGCUGCAACAGUUAUCGGUGACAGGACCUAUAUGGAUCCAGUGUACUUACAAACAGGUCUGUUGACUGAAAAGAGUGAUGUAUACAGUUUUGGGGUUCUCAUCCUAGAGCUUAUUAGCAGGAAGAGGGCCACUUAUUCUGACAACAAUAGCUUGGUCAGCAGUUUCCUUGAUGCUCACAAAAAGGGGGAGAAAGCCACUAAGCUAUUUGACAAGGACAUUGCUUCUAAAGAAAAUUUGGAAGUUCUUGAUAAUCUCACGGAGAUUGCUGUGGAAUGUCUUAACCUUGAUGUCGACCAAAGGCCAUCAAUGACAGAAGUGGCAGAACGCCUUCUCAUUCUAAACCGAUCUCGUAAGUUGUAAGUUGAUUAUCAGCAAGAUUGUGUUGAGUCCGUCCAUGUGUACCACCAUGUAAAAUAAGGUAGACAACUAUCAUUGUACCAACAUUUACUUUAUUUGUUGAUGUGAGAAGCAAGGUGUGCACCCUUGGUUGUAAUGAAAUUUGUAUUGUGAGUAUUUGUCCUUUGUUUGAGAAAAUGUAUGAACAAGUUAAUUAAAGUCUUUUGUUA